AUGAAGAGUUCAGUUGAGGUUCGAUGCAUUGUAUGCCAUCGGGUAUUUUGUUGUGGAAAGUGUCGUUGGAACCACGAGAGAGCCACUCACGGCCUCACUUAUGAUUGUCCCAUCUGUCGCGGGCAUCGAUUCCUUUGUCAACCCCAAGAACUAACACAAGACUUUAUAGAACACUUAACAACUGAACACUUACCACUACAGUGUAAAAAGUGUAACAAGUUUUUUCUGAACAUGGAAGAUUUAGUUGAAAUAGAUAAAUGUACUAACAUAUCUGAAUUAUUAAAUAAAGAUGAUGAGCCUAAAAAAGAAUUUGAUAUAGAUGAAAAGUUUGAUUCUCUCUACGAAAAGAUUAAUAGCGAUGGAGAUAAUUUCGAAGCUAUUAUAUCAGUCAACAAUUCAACUAAAACAGCUGUGAUAACACCAAUAGUGAGAAAAAAAUAUCUUGUUGACUAUGAAUCUAGUGAAAGCGAGGGUGAAGAGGAAAAUCCAACGAUGACGACUCCACAUCCUAAAAUUCUGUCUAAAACACCGGCUAAAACACCAAAACUAAAAAGACAAAGGGCGGCUACUCCACAUAUAAAGAAAAUCGUAAGUCUUAUGAGACAAAAAGUUGUUGAUGAAUAUGAAGAAACGGUUGAUGAAAACUUUAAUGAAUCUUCCUUGAAUAAUAAAACCACAUCCUGCACUACUGAUAAUAUACAUGUUCCAGAAGAUGAUAAAGAAAUGACCACACCUACGUCUCAUCUGCCUCAUGUUAUAAAACUAGCUCAGAUUGUUACUACCAGUACUCCGACCCAUCCCGCAGCGGGAGCUUGGUUUUCAGCUCCUGGUAACGAUUCCCCUCUAUCAGAAAUUGAAACAGCAGAUAGUCCUGCACAAAGCAUUGACAAAGAGGCAUCAAAAGCUGAUGAAAAUAUUCCAAAGUUAAAAAGUAUAAUAGCAGUAGGCAGUCACAUUAAGUUUGGUAGUCAAGACAGCACUGAUAAACAGGUCACCUUUCAAGAUAGCACUAAUAACACAGAAACAUCUGUAAAGACAAAAAAAGUAAAGUUUGCUGAUGAUACAAUUUUCAAGCAGGAACCUAAAAUAAAAAGAGUUUUUAGGAAACCCAAACGCAUGCUCACACCCGGACCUCAAAGACCUAGAUUCACUCAUAACCCACGUUUCCAAGCCCUUGUCAACCGUUUCGAAAACCAGGCACUGACAUUAGCGAGGACACCGCUUAACACUAAAGAACUAAAAGAAAAACAUCUGGAAGACACGCCUCCAGCAAUAGAUCAUAACUUGCCAGCCAGAGCUAUUAGUUUUAAAGAUGAUAGCCCAGUAGUCGACUCGGGAAGUCAAUGGAAAGAAAAUGAAUUAUUCAGGACGUGUGUCGAUUCACCCAUUCAACCGAUCAACAAUGCAAUAACAACGCUAACCGCAAACAUUGCUGGCUCCCUACAAACGUGUCUCACGUCUGUUUUACGCUCCACUAGUGACGAAACUGAAAUACAAUUUAAAUUUGUUAUCACGAAAAAAACAGUUAGCGUUAAAAGGAUUGCUGAAGACGGUGGGUGUGAGAAGGCGACGGAAAUAGAACGAGAGGAUCAUUCCAAUAAGGAAAACAUUUGGUCGAGUGUCGCCAGAGCUGUGAAAAAUGUAUUCUGGGGAAGUGAAGUGACACCUCAUAAACCGAUAACCGCAAACGAUUCUACGUCAUCCUCUAAGCGAAAAUUCGAUGAAAUAUCAGAUAAUGAACAAAGUCCGUUUAACAAACGCCAUAAAUAUGAAGGAAGAAUUCGAGGAAGGCCACCGCUUCAUGGAAGCAGGACUUGUGGAGUUUCCAGCUUAAGGAGUUCACAAUCAGCGGAACAACACUCUUUGUUAAAGGAUUUUUCUAUGAACCAAGAUGAAAAUAUGAAUUUGAGCUUUUAA
This is a messenger RNA of Danaus chrysippus (African queen), 1917 nucleotides long. The record is from the annotation of a GenBank genome assembly. Lineage: Eukaryota; Metazoa; Arthropoda; Insecta; Lepidoptera; Nymphalidae.